Kockovaella imperatae is the source of this 2267-nucleotide messenger RNA. RefSeq lists its product as hypothetical. Gene Ontology annotation, biological process: transmembrane transport; metal ion transport. NCBI's taxonomy places the organism in Eukaryota, Fungi, Basidiomycota, Tremellomycetes, Tremellales, Cuniculitremaceae. Gene Ontology annotation, cellular component: membrane. The coding region runs from base 83 to 2260 and encodes 725 amino acids. The transcript has 14 exons. The record is from RefSeq and is a predicted model, not a curated record. Gene Ontology annotation, molecular function: magnesium ion transmembrane transporter activity; magnesium ion binding; cobalt ion binding.
AGCUGGUCAUCUUCAUUCAUACAUUAGACGUUGCAGAUGAGCAUCUGAAGCCCUGUGCGACAGCAUUCGAAGUCUCAGAUUGAUGCUCUUGAGAUCGUCGCUUUUCUUGUCUAUUCAAUCCACUCGACCUGUGUGUAUACUGCCCAGGCACCUCGCCUGCGUACGGUCAUCCCAGAUGUCCACCUUCCAGUCAGAGAUCAACGGCGAGUCGUCACGACCGAUACUCAAGCCUUUGUCGUCUUCGUUCCGAACGCGGGCGCUCGCCGUGACGGCGGCUCACAGGAUGGCGUCACACACAUCUCCGCACGUCUCCGCUGCUGGUUCAGGCUCUAAUUCCUCAAGCUCUCCACCGGAACUAGGUGCACGGCUACCUGGUUCGGGCGAGUCCUUCAACUCAACCUCGCCAUUGAAUGGCGGACCAUCGGCACGAUAUCGUUGGCUUUCUUCCGGGCAACUUUUGAAUACUAGAACGGGAGAUGAGCCAGGUGUGGAUGUCAGGAGCAGAAGGGAUGAAGCGGCUUAUGGGCACCUGACCGACGAAUCGCAUAUCACGGUCUUGGACUAUUGCUCCAAUAAGGACGGCAGAAACACACGGGCAGACUUUGAUGGUUCUCAGCUCUCUGCUUGGCUCGACUCGGAGCAUGGUGAGAGGGUCAACACUGAAGAUGGGAAACCCUAUGGCGUACGAUGGAUCCAUGUUAACAAACUCAAUUGGCAAGUCAUCAAAACUCUGACCAUGCGAUACAAUCUCCAUCCGUUGGCAGUCGAAGACGCACUGCAGGCCGAAAACUCUCACCGAUCUAAAAUUGAUUUCUACAAAACUCACCUCUAUUUUCAAGUCUUGAUACAGCACGUCACGUUGCGUGACGAGACGGUCCUUGCAGAAGCAGCGGAUGAGAUGGCCUUGGGAAAGAUGGAAGAGAGGUUCAAUGUGCUUGAUGGGCUUGCAACUGCAGAGAGGAGGCAGCAGCAUGGUGUAUCGGACUCUCAUCAUCAUCAAGGAGGCUUGGACGAACGUAUGGCGAGGUCAGGCAAUUCAGCUUGGGCACAAGGACACGAAGAGGAGGGAAGGAGAAAGGCAAAGAGGAGUCAUUCAUUACCUCCCGGUAUACAGGGAGUCUUUGAACCGACUCUGGCUAGUUCACCGGUAUUGACCAGACCUCCAAAGCCUUACCAGCGAGAUGCCCAUCGUUUGAUCAUUGCUCAACUCACUGCCAAGUAUAUGAUACCCAUACGACGAGCCAUGCUCUGUGCUUUCAUGACCAGGGACGGUACGAUGAUUACAUUCAUGGAUAAUCCGAUCGGGGAUGCCCUCGAUCCCAUCUAUGAACGUCUGGAGGAUCCCGAAAGUCUGUUGAGGUCAUCUCAGGAUGUCAGCAUGCUGGCUCAGGCCCUCCUUGAUGUCUCCGUCGAUCUGGCUUUGGAAGUCUCUUCCACAUUCGAAGCAGAGAUUCUCAAUCUAGAGGCGUCUGUCCUCGUCGAUCCAUCUAUGCAAAUCGUCCGACAUCUACAUGUUCUAUCAUCUCAAUUGAUCCGGCUUAGACGAUCCCUCUUCCCUAUCCUCAGACUGACAUCUACCAUCCGAGACUAUGACUCGCAAAGAUCAGCGGCCGCAGCCAUAGCCCCGACCAAGGGUCAAGGUCAUCCAACCGAUUCCACUCUAUCGGCUAUAUCCAAAGAGGGGGGGUUCUCCCUGGCUCCCAGUCGAACCGCUACGCCAAUGAUCGAGAAGGGCAAUCCGAUAUCCUCCCUCAGCGUCAAUACCAACCCUUCGUCCGCCUUGACUGACAAUGGGACCCAAGUGGGAUUUUUCAGUCCCAUGGCGAAGAUCUAUAUGGUCGAUGUGAUUGAUCAUGUGGAGAAUGCCAUCAGCUCCUUGGAUCAGUUCAUAGGGACUUGCGAGCAUCUGACGGGUUACGUGUUUAAUGUCCUCUCUUUUCAGACGAAUGGGUCUAUGGAGAGGCUCAGUAUUGUCACUGUCGUGUUUCUGCCCCUGACAUUCAUCGCCUCCUACUUUGGAAUGAAUUUCACUGGCUUUGACCAGCUUCAAGGGCCCGUAUCUUACUUUUGGAAGAUUGCUAUCCCCUGCACUGUCGGUUUCUUCAUCGUCUUUUCGUUCUCAUACCUCAAAUGGGGAGCCGCGACGCUUUCGAGACGGAUCGCCAGGUGGAAACGGACGCGAGCGAUGGAGAAAAAACACGCCUCGAGAUUUCAGCGGAUCAUGUGGGGUAAAGGAGGUAAGGGAAGCGAAGCGCAAUGAAGCAAUG